Molecule: messenger RNA, 9561 nt
Organism: Psammomys obesus (fat sand rat)
Lineage: Eukaryota; Metazoa; Chordata; Mammalia; Rodentia; Muridae
Product: cilia and flagella-associated protein 47-like
Exons: 66
Molecular function (GO): protein binding
Source: RefSeq, a predicted model, not a curated record
AUGGACACAAGACAGUGCUCGCUACUCCCUUGUGAUGUAGAUAGCCUCAGGAAGGAAGUUCAACUGAGGGUAACCCCUUCGGAGUUGAAGUUCCAGGAUACAGUAUCUGGGAAAGUGUACCGCCUCCCUCUUACUGUACACAAUUUGGGCCGCUGGAACCAGAAGUUCAGGUUUCAAGAGCCAGCAAAACCGCAGUUCAAACUGUUGUUGACCAAGCUGGAUAGGGAACUUGCUUCUGGCCUUCACAUGAGAGCAAUAGUAGAAUAUCAUCCUAAUAAAGAUGAAGACACAUUUGACCACAUGUUUAUUUUUGUAGGAAAUAAAGUACUAGAGAUUCCUCUAAUUGGUCUGAUUCCAACAUGUCAACUGGAAAUUGUGCCAGUAGUAGAUUUUGGCACAAUAGUUGCCAACAGUAAAGUGCAUUGCAAAGAGAUUAGUAUUGUUAACCAUGGCAAGGCUCCAGGCAUGUUUAAAGCAGAAUACUACGGUCAGUUACCUAUUGUCAUUUCUCCAAGUAGUGGUAUUGUGAAGCCUCAGUCAUCAAAGGUCAUCAAAGUAGAUUUCUGUGCAGACCGGGCCCACACUGUAAAUGAAAUGGCAAGAGUUACUUUGCAAGGUCUUCCUGAUACAUUCUUGAACAUCAAAGUUCAUGUGGUUGAACAGAUAAUUGAAGUGUUUAACAUAGAAAGUGACAAGAAAUUGGAAUGUAUACAGUUUGGUGCUGUGUUCUUUGGAACAUCAAAAAUUGAGCAUGCACUUCUGUUUAACAAUAGCCCUGAAACCAUUAACUGGGUGGCAAUAAUGCAAAAUGAUUGUGUUGGAGAAGAGCUGGGAACAAAUAUUCAUCAAAGGACAGAUGUUGCUUUAAAUAAUCUCCCUUACUUAAACAAAAUAAAGAAAGUCGAUGUGACUGAUUUUAUCUUCUGUGUUCCCAACGAAGGAACUUUACUUCCUUAUCAAAAGAUUGUUAUUACAUUUUGCUUCAGCCCAAAGCUUGUAGUUGAUGUUCAAAGGGAUGUCGGGCCUUCACAUAGGCAAGACUAUGCUCUCUUUGUGAGAUUUGAUUCUGUGGGAAGUAAAGAUGGAUUUUUAAGAGAUGAUAACUCUGACACCAUGAAAAGUAAUCAACUUCAAAAAGUGGAGUUAGCACUGACAGGCUCUGGACUUCCUGUCUUAGUACAGUUUGAUCCUGGAAAAGAACUGACUUUUGCACCUUGCUACAUGGGUGAACAUUCGGAAAGUCUGUGCGUUAUAAAAAAUCAUUCCAUAUCACUCCCUGUGCUAUACCGUUUUCAAAGAACUCCACACUUUAAAAUGUAUCCUGAAAAGGGCAAAAUUGAAGAAGGAUGUUUUCAGAAUGUGAUAUGUUCAUUUGUUCCACAUCAAAUUGGUUUAUUUAAAGUGAAGAUACUGAUCGAGAUUAUCGGACCAGUAGCAGAUGAAAGCUUACAGUCUUUGUCAAUGAAACCUUUUCAUUAUAUACAUUUAGAAUUCAACAGCACUUGCAAAGCUUACACUAAAAAAGUUGGAAUGAAAAUUAAUCAUGGUUUAUCUCCAUUGAUUAGUAAUCCCACGAGACAAUUUGUGACCAGAGAUUCAGAGAAAAAGGAAGAUCUUCCACCUGUAGCAGCAAUGCUAAGGUCAGCCAUGACGAACCUUCAUAAUCAUCACCUAAAUGAUGAAUCAGUGAAGGAUGCACUUAUUGCCUUUCCUAAUGAUAGAGCUGCAAGUAUCAGGUCUGGAGAUCACCAUGAACAUUUCAGGACAAUUUUCACAAAGAUGCCAAGGUAUGAUUAUGUGGAUCCUGAUUUUGAAUACACUGAUUUGGAAAAACUGGAAAGAAAAAUACAUCAAGAUCACUAUGUAGACUAUAUUAGAAAUUCAAGAAAUGCACGCCUACAGAAAGAAGCACAGAGGGAACUCAGAUUUCUCCUUAACAAAGAAGAUAUAGGCAUGCAGCCAUCAUCUAGUCUAAGGUCACCAUCACCAUCUCAAUCACAAACAAAAGAGGAGAUACCUUCAUCUUUAAAAGCUUCUUCUCUCAGAGGUAAAAGAUUGCUAAGCACCAAGAAAAUGGCAAGCAGGGAGUCAGAAUGUCUGGAAAGAAAGAUCACCCGAAGACUUAAAUCAAAGCCAACCACUCACCAUGAAAAACAUGACUGCAGCAAAGUUUUGACACCAAAGCAAAUUCAUCAAGUAAUUGUUGGACCAUCUGUACUUAAUUUUGGUAAUGUUUGUGUGGAAUCUACAAAUACUCAGCUACUUCAUGUUGUUAAUAUGCUGCCCAUGUAUGUAUUGAUCCAGUUAGAUAGUGAUUUGGAAGAACUUCAGAAAACCAACCAAUUUUCAUAUGUGAUCCCACCUACAUCUACUACAUAUAUUUCAGUGGUGUUUGAAUCUUCUACCAAUGGGAAAUUCUGGAAAUCAUUCACAUUUAGAAUUAACAACGUAAAUGGUGGACAUAUCCUAGUGUCGGCUGUCAUCAUGCCUCCAAAACUUGAGAUGUCUUCUAAUGAGAUUGUAUUGAGACCACAAACUUUCUUGUUGAAAACAUGUUUUCGGGGAACAGUUAGACUCUAUAAUCAUCUGAAUCUCCCUGCUCAGUUUGGGUGGCAACCAGUAAAUGCACUGAAAGGAAUUGCAUUUACUGUUCGUCCAGCCAAAGGUGUUGUUGAUCCAUUUUGUUCAUUGGAAUGUGAAGUCAUCUGGCAUCCAGGUUUUAGUUCUCCAGAGACAGGAGAAUUUAUGCUUCAAGUUUCUGGAGGAAAUACUUUGACACUGAUAUGUACUGCACAUGUUGGUCACACUAGAGUCAAGCUUUUAGAGCCAAGAAUAAUAUUCAGUAAUAGUUCCCAAGGUUUAACUAAUUGGAGGAAAGCCGUUCUUCACAAUGUAGGGCAAAACCAUGCUUAUUUUAAGAUUGAUGGUCAUAAUCUUUUGCCUAACAUUAAUAUUGUUCCAUCAGAAGGAAUAAUCCCAUUUGGGGAAAUAACUGUUCUUAAUAUCUCCUGUACACCUACUGUGGCAGAAAAAUUUGAUACAAGAGCAAAGGUUGCUAUUCGCGAUGCAAAUGUAAUAGAUCUUAGGAUUGGUGGAUCUGUUGAAAUUGCUGAUGUUGAAAUCACACCUAAUAUUUUUAAUUUCAGUGGUACCUAUAUUGGCAGUACAGAAACUAUUACAUUUGUAAUAAAAAACAAAGGUGUGACACGUGCCAAAGUGGAGUUCAAUCUAAAAGAUUUUCCACUUUUUGCAAUGGAUUUUAAGGGACAUGCAGGACAGUGCAAAAAUCCAGAAGUUCCUCAUAUGUAUGCAAUAGAAAUAGAAGAAAGCACGUCUGUGGAAUGUGGCAUAACAUUUUCUCCUGUAGAAAUAGCAACAUACGAAUUUAGCUUUCCUGUCUAUAUUAAUUCCUUUAAGGCUUCAGAGCUUUACUCCAAAUAUUUGUCACAGAAAAAGAUUUUAAUGCCAAAAAUAUCACCACUUAUUCCACCAUGUUUUGUUCAAGCUACUGUGUUGCAAGCACCGCUGGAAUUAUCCAGCACUGUAUUUGCCUUUAAAAUACCAUUACACGAGCUUCAAAAUAAUAAGAAGAUCACAGGAAUUCAGGCUCUUGUCUUAUUUAAUAUUUCAAAAAAACCUGUUCAGUGGUCUUUGGAUAUUGGCAAAACUGACACAUAUUUCAAAACUGGCAUAUUCAAAUUUACUGCACUGAUUGGAAGUCUGAAACCAAAUGAAAAGUAUACUAUUUUAUUAUAUUUCUGUCCACAAGAGCCUAUAACAUACCUAGCCGACGUUGCUAUACGAUUAAAUGAUAAUUUAUCUGACUAUACAACAUUAAAACUGAUUGGAGAGAUACAAUUACCAAAGAUAUUUUUUGAUCCACCAUUUGUAUGUUUUACUCCUGUUCCUUUGGAUAUCACAGCUGGGGUAGAUAUCAAAAUUUUGCCACAAAACUAUUUCAGUAAUUCAGUUCUACAAUUCAAGAUUCCCACUGUAAUGCUUCUUGACGAUGAUGAAAUUCAACCACUUACUGUGACAUUUCCAAAAGGCAGAGUUAUAACUGGCUCUAGUACCGGAAUUAAUGAUGAGCUACUAUGUCAUAUUAGUUUCAGUUCAUCUAAACCUGUUUCCUUUUUUGCUGAGCUUCUGUUUUGUGAUGAGAGAGAUAACUGGUUUUCCCUUCCAGUUACUGCAACAGCAGAAAAUUGCAUUCUUACUAUUUAUCUUUAUUUGGCAACUCAUCUGGACAAGCAGAAAGUUAUUGUAAAGGAUGAAGAGGAAGGACAUACUACACAGCCUACAGGAAGCUUUUUGAUUCCUGAAAUUCCAUGCCAGGAUUCCAAAUCAUUUUCUCCAGAGAAGAGAGAAUCUCUUGUUUCCAAGAUUACUGAUGAUGCUGAACCUACUCAUGGGAACCUAUUUGUUGGGAUUGAAAUUGCACGUGAUUCUUCGGACUCAGAUGAAAGUAUUUCAGAUGGAGUAAAUUUUGUAUCUCUGGAAAAUGAAGAGAGGAAUCAAUUCUUCUUUGCACUUGAAGAAGGAUCAAAGGCUUUUAACUAUUUUCAGAAUGUUGUGAAUGCAACUGAGACAUGGUUCAGUCUCUUUGGCUGGCCUGGAGGGCCCCAUUCUCUUUCUAUUCCUGAAGCAAUAAGAAGGGAUGUGCAGAAAAUACAAUUUUAUUCAGCAUCCUCAUCACCUAAGAAGUUUUCCAGACAGUAUGAUUUUUAUAAAUAUAAUAAGACAAUUUAUGAUGUGAUUCUGCACUUGAGUGGAAGACUUCCACCUGGAAUUAACUCAAAUCAGUCCUUACCAAUGGAUAAUACUGAAAGGGUGAUACAGCUCCAUUCACAACAUGCCUCACUUCUAGACUUUAUCACUGCUCAAGGUGGAUGCAUUUCUCAUGUAUUGCCAGAAUUUUUGCUUGAACCAGGAGAUUAUAAGAAAUGGCUUGAAAUUACAGCAUCCACUAAAAACAAGGCUCUCUGUACACUUAAGAGAAAAUGUUCUGUUAAUAUAGAUGUCGAUAAAUUUGAAGCCUUUAGUAAACGGGCAUGGACAGAUGUAUUUCUUCAGAUAUACAAGGUUAUGAUUCUAUAUCGGGUGACACCACAUUGCUACAAUUCUGCAACAAACAUGUGUGGAGAUAACAUAUCAAAAAUCAAUCCUUGUUUUACAUCCAGCAACAUAUAUUCUAAUUCAGAAAUGAUUCUACUUAGUUGGUUGAAUACAAAUUAUGAAAGUCAUCGGCAUAUUGUAUGGAAGAAUAACAAAAGUGGUGUUCCUUCUGAGAAAUGGAUAGUAAAUUUUGACACAGACCUUUCUGAUGGCCUUGUUUUUGCUACACAGCUUGCAGCAUACUGCCCAUUUUUGAUUGAGUCUCAUUUUAUAAAUAUGUAUACACAACCAAAAUAUCCCGAACAGUGUUUGCACAAUUGUUUGAUUAUUAUAAAUAGUUUUUGUGAAAUUGGCUUUGAUUUCAGCAUACAGGCCAUUGACAUCUAUGAUCCAAACCCAGUGCUGAUGCUAAUGCUCUGUGUCUACAUGUAUGAAAGACUCCCUGAAUACCUCCCCAAGAAAGUGGUACCAUUCUCUUGUACUCUGUAUGAUUCUGUGCUUGCAAAGAUUUUAGUGAAAAACCCAAGUGUGAAGAAUUUAGUGUAUACAGCUACAAUUGUUGGAAGAGAUGCUGCUGACUUCUGUCUCACACAGACAGGGAAGUUUAUAACAGUUUCCCCAAAAAACCAAAUUGUCCUCGUUCUGAAAUUUUUAAGUCACUUCCUCCAUCCUUCUGAAGCUACACUAUUGUUAAUUUCAAAACAUAAGGGUGGAAUAGGAGGCAGUACAAUGGCUUUUGCUCUAAAGGGAGAAGUACUAAAUUUUAAAGCAAUUGAUAUUUUAAAAUAUAAAGUUCCUUGUUAUCAAAGGAAAGAAGUUACUGUGAAGGUGAAAAACCCCUUUCCAACUGGUGGAGAGUUUCGUGUCAUUCUUGUGGAGUCCACAACACUUAUGUAUUUGCCGUCACAUGUAACUGGAUCUUCAAAAGUUACUUUCCUCCCUGAUCAAGAAAUGAGUAAUAAUUAUGAUAGUGAUAGGAGUUCUUUCCAUGCAGACAAAGGCAUAAGAACCUCAAUUAAGUCUAACUACAUCAAAGAAUUCUUCUGUCCAGUGCAUACAAUUUUCAUGGAAGCAAAAGGAUCCUCAAGCCUGGAGAUUUACUAUCUUCCCUUUGACAUGCAUAUUCGCUAUUGUGCCAUCAUCCUGAGCAACAAACUGAUUGGAGAUUUGAUAUAUAUUAUAGAAGGAAAUGGUUUGCUACCCUUGCCUUCCAGCUUUCUUUCAACAAAGCCUCAAAGUCCAAUUGACUACAGCAGCUCUCUAGAAGAGUAUAAUAAGGAAGAUCCAGUUCUAUAUUUGAACUGCAAACCACAUCAAAUCCUUAAUUUGGACCUUAAAGUAUCAGUGACUAAUGAAGCUAAGGAAAAGGCUUUGGUUUUUGCAGCUCAGCAACAGAUGUCAACUCUUGAGUAUGAACGAAGGGCUAUCACUGACACUCUGGAGAGCAGUACCAUUCGUGUGGCCAUUGCCCUCCUCGGACUAACCAAGAUUGAGUGCCUUUUGCUCUUUAAUAUGUCAUAUUUGAAGAAGCCUAAAUCCAUUUUAUAUACCUCCGAAUUGAGCCUUCCUGAACAUUUUAAUAUACCCAGGAAAAUUUACAUCCCUCAGAUUACAGAACCUCCAGCUCUCCAUAAUCAAUCUCUUGAAAUUAAACCUCAAAUAAAAACAGGUAUUCAAAACUUUGACUACUGCCUUUAAAAUAUUUUCCUACCUUUAGAAGGACCUGCUUCAAUUCCUCUACGAUUUGCUCCUCUUGGGCCUGGAAGAUACCCUUGUAAACUUUUGUUGGAAUCAAAAUAUGAUGUACGUGUGUAUGUACUUGAAGGUAUAGUAAAUGAAGAAGAACCAGAGGCUGAAUUUUUCUUUAAAACACCAGUAUUUGAGCCACUUAUACAGCAUAUCCCAAUAAAAAAUGAAACAAAGAAACCUUCGAAAUUUCAAGUUAAAGUAGAAGGAGAGUGGUUUUAUGGACCUCAAAUUUUACGUGUUGCCCCUGGUGAAACUAUACAAUAUCCUUUGACAUUUAAACCCAUGAUGGAAUGUGAAGUUACGGGUAAACUUACUAUACAAAAUGAAGUAGAUGGUACAGAACACAUAAUUAAAACAGAUGGGAUUGGGACAACACCCUUGGCCUUGGACCACAUUGUUAUAAACUGCACCGUGGGAAAAGUGACAGAUAAAUCCAUAAUAGUGCCUAAUUAUACAAAACGUCUCCUGACAUGUAAGGUAACUUCAGAUCUCUCAAUAGUUUGGGGAAAUCCCUGUAUCACCAUAGAACCUGACAACUCAACUCCGUACAUUCUCCAUGUAUGUCCUUGGAAACGUGGAGAAUUCAGAGGUGAAAUUACAUUUUCUGUUAAUAGCAGAGAUAAGGAAGGUUCUCGGGAAGGUACAGAUACUAAGAAAGACAUCUCUUCUCAGGAAACACCAUUAGAUUCAUCUUCCCUCACUUUUGAGGAACACUCAGAUGAAAAGGUUAAAACUCUAAAAAUCUGGUAUCAUCUUGAGAUCCACAGCUCUCCUGGACCUCCUGUAGAUACAAUUGAAAUUCAUCGUAUUGCUCUGGAGACAACUUGUAUUGAAAUUCCCAUCUCCAAUCCAAGAGACAGAUGUAUUAAUAUGGAUGUGAAAUUAACAUCCUCUGCAUUUAAUGGACCAAAGGAAAUGAGACUGAGUGCAUUUGAAUGUGUGAACUACAUUGUAUGGUAUUCUCCAGCAACCACAGGCUAUAAAGAAGAAAGCUUUAUUUUUCAGCCUGAAUCAGGUGAAGAGUUCUGGUAUUUACUGAAAUUAACAACUGAACUUCCAAGAACAAAGAUAUUACCAGAAAUGCAAUGUGAUCUUGGAAAGGAGAUCAUUCAGAACCUUCCUUUACAUAAUCCUACGCAUGAAACUUUAGAGUUGAAAAUAAAAAACAGCAAUCCUGAAAAUUUUGUCAUGGAAAUUAACAAGAAAAUACCAUUGGUCCUCCUACCUCACUCUACCACAGAGCUACCUGUUUACUUUAAACCAUCAGGACUUGGGAGAGAGGGUCAUGAAACUUGUAUUAACUUCUACUGUACUCAGUUUAAAGAAUGGAAAUUCCACCUGCUUGGAGUAGGACUGCUCCCCAGGCCUCUAGAUGUACAAAGGGUAACCACAGUCCUUGGCCUUAAAGCAUCUGUCAUGAUAAAUUUCAAAAAUCCUACUCGUGAAGAUGUUUCCAUUGAUCUCAUAUUAACAAAUAAAGAAAAACCCAAGAAUCUUGUAAUUGACCAUGGCUGGGAUAGCUACUUCCAUGAAAAUGAUGCCUUCCAGUUUAACUCUCUGAAGAAUACACACGGAAUUGUCAUUCCUCCUAAAGGAAACUUAGAUAUCUCAGUUUUAUUUAUACCUUCUGCUAUGACAUUAUACAAAACAAUGAUGAUUGUUAAAGUGAAGAGAGCAAACAACAAAAAGUGGCUUAUUGACAAUUUUGAUGAACUAAGUGCAGAGACUAAGAGAUUUAUUGGAGAAGACCAUGGGGAAACUCAUGCAAUAUAUUGGAUGUACCCUAUCAUUGGACUUCCACAGGCACCGCCCCCUAAAAGUUCUCCAAUUGUCAUAAAAUGUCAGGCCAACAAACGGGUAGAAGAGAAAGUAAAAGUGACAAUGUUUGGCAGAUUUUUUGGCUCACGUCCAUCACAUGAAUUGACAGAAUUUUUAGUGUUUCCGAAAAAUUCACUUAACAGUUUUUAUGAAGAUAUGCAUGUAAAUCCUAAAAGACGUGAAUUUGAGUAUGAAAUAGAAUUUGAAUCUGAAGAUUUAAAGUCUAGCCUGGAAUCCUCGGUAACUUUAUAUUUGUACAGAAAACGAUUUAAUAUAAAACAUGAAUUAAUUUCAUUGGUUUUCAAUCUGAUAUUUACACCAAGAAAGCCAUUCAGGGCUCAUAUCACAUUGAAAAUUGAGUGCAUAACAGAUGGAAUCUGGAAGUUUCCUAUAACAUUGAUUGCUACUGAGCCUGAAGUGGAGGAUGUCAUUGACAUCCAAGGAAUAGGUUUAUUCAAGACAUCUCUUAUGGAAUUUCGACUGACAAGUCAGACAAGGUAUUACGAGCCAUUUAUGGCCUAUUUUCUGCCAGGCAGUGAUAAAAACUUUUUUGUAAAACCUAAUUCUGGAGAACUCCCUCCAUUUUACACAAAAGGAAUUCUCAUCUCUGUAGGAUUUAAACCUCGAAUGUACAGUAAGAAAUAUCAAGCAACACUUGUAAUACAGACAGAUGAAAUAUAUUGGUUGUAUGAAAUAAAUGGGUUACCUCCAUCACCGAGUUCACUGGUACAUGUAAAAGCCAAAAUUGAUUCUACUAAUAAGACGUAUGACAGCCUGAUACCAAUUCAACACAAUUUUAUCCGUGAAAACACUAAACUUCGAAGUACAGGGGUAUCUUCUACUAUUAAAGGUGCUCCUUUAGUUAAGAAGUAUAAAUAA